UUAAAAAAAAAACAAAAAAAAAUGGGAGUGGAAAUUGAUUUUUAAAAUUCAUUAUAAUAAAAUAGUCUAGUUGUUUAUUUACGUAUUUAAAAAUAAAUAUAAAAUGGAUAUUGAUACGGCGAGUGACAAUACGUCAAUUGACGACAAAACUGAAGAUUUUUGUGAUAAUCCAACGAGAGAUGCCUUGACGGAAGGGCUCAUGAGCCUUCUGAAGCCUACAGUUGAUCAGCUGGAUGAGAGGAUUCGUGCUACGAGAAUAAGUCAGAUUGAAUUGAAGCAGCAGAUCGAGUCACUGACUGAAGAGUUGGUGAAAAUUUCCGAGUACCUGCAAUGUCCGUUUGAGUUGGACAGUUAUGUCAAGAAGCUGGUAAAUGCUAAGCAACGUGUCACUGUUGUAAGUAACAUUUUGCAAACUACUCAAGAGAGAUUAAAUAAAGUUCACGACGCGGUUGAAAAAGAUACUGCAAAAAGAAAAGCUCUGUUAGAUCACAGUCCUAUUUAUUCAAGUCAUCCUCAGGAUGAUCAGAAAGACGUUGUUCCGUCAGUAGAUCAACAAGUACCUCAAGCAGAUCAAGAUCCAGGUGUAGAAAGAUCAGAACAACCGGAGCUAGAUUUAAAACCUGCUGAUAAUUAA
Molecule: messenger RNA, 634 nt
Organism: Microplitis demolitor
Lineage: Eukaryota; Metazoa; Arthropoda; Insecta; Hymenoptera; Braconidae
Gene: Snapin
Product: SNAPIN protein homolog
Exons: 2
Coding region: 104-634 (176 amino acids)
Biological process (GO): endosome to lysosome transport; lysosome localization; synaptic vesicle exocytosis
Cellular component (GO): BLOC-1 complex; synaptic vesicle; BORC complex
Molecular function (GO): SNARE binding
Source: RefSeq, a predicted model, not a curated record